CCGCGGCCCGCUCGUACGUAGUCGUACACGAAUGACGCAAUUGGCUUUUUCAAUGUCUUAUCUACAGUGAAGUAUGUUGUCAUUCGCCGAGUGACCGCCUCGCUGCGCACACGUCUCUCGCGCUCAGUUAUUUUUGUUUCACUUGUGUCUUUGUACCUUUUCGUCGUCGAGGACAGAGUGGCGAAUUGCGCGCUCUAUCGUGCCAGUGUUUUGAACUUUGUGUGUGACAUUGGAACUGUUUUAAUAAUUAGGUCUCGGAACAGCCAUCAUGUUUAUGUCAGGGUUUUUCAUCUUAUCCCCAGAUUUAUCUCUCAGAAUGACUCCGCAAGAGGAGCGGGAGAGCGCGCGCGGGGCGGAGAUCGCCGACGCUUUCGAGGACGACAUGUUCGGCCCACCGCGCACUGAGCCCGCCGCUCGCCCCAAGCUCUCCAUGAUCUCUGCGCGUCUGCGCGCUAACGAGGAGCGCAAGCGCGUCAUCGAGAUCUGUUCCCAGAAACUAGAGAACAUCGAGGACCCCGCUCGCGACCUUCGUCGUUCCGUUUGCAUCAAUAACACAUACUGCAGGCUCAGCGAGGAAGCGCGCAGAGAAAAGGAGGCCAGACGACGACGUGCGCGCGAGGAGUGCGACGACUCCUGGGUGGGAAAGAAAGCUCGGCGCGCGGUCGAAGACGAGUGCCUGGCACUGCUAGAUGCUAUCCCUGAACUAGGCGACGUGAACCUGGGAUGCGCACAGCUGGCGCGACAGAUGCCCCGGCAGGACGUGGCGUUGCUGCCGCCCUCGCUGCUAACGGUGCUCGACUCAUGACCGCGCCGCUCCGCGCACCUACACACCCCGCUGUGAUGCGAGCGUCCGAGUGAUAUGCUCGCGUGGCCCAAAUGCACGAGUCGCUGACCGCGUUACCGGACACUGCAUUUCGAGCGCGCACUUCGACUGUUCGAAUAUUUCGCGAUGCGUUCGGGAAGCCGCUCUAUAGCGGUCGCUCAAUGGACCAGACUAUUAUGUAUUUGUUACCCCCGAUGGACAGUAACGUUUAGCCAAUUCUUUGUUAUAGAAGAGUACUUACUUUGUUAGCGUGUUUUUUAUUAUUUAGUGAAAGUUGCUCAGGCGCUGCCGACGGGCGCGGUCCAAUUAGUGUUCAUCGAUCAUUUUUAUUGUCGGACUAGGACUUGGAUGAGCGUUUGUCGCCAUGUCGUGACGUCGCCUGCGAUGACGCGUAACGAGAUAAUAGUGAGGAAGUUUAAGAUUCGCAUUGAAGGAGUAAUAGU
Messenger RNA from Hyposmocoma kahamanoa, 1266 nucleotides. RefSeq lists its product as uncharacterized. The transcript is spliced from 2 exons. Lineage: Eukaryota; Metazoa; Arthropoda; Insecta; Lepidoptera; Cosmopterigidae. The coding region runs from base 269 to 805 and encodes 178 amino acids. The record is from RefSeq and is a predicted model, not a curated record.